Molecule: messenger RNA, 2020 nt
Organism: Nematolebias whitei (Rio pearlfish)
Lineage: Eukaryota; Metazoa; Chordata; Actinopteri; Cyprinodontiformes; Rivulidae
Product: voltage-dependent P/Q-type calcium channel subunit alpha-1A
Exons: 17
Coding region: 54-2015 (653 amino acids)
Biological process (GO): chemical synaptic transmission; calcium ion import across plasma membrane
Cellular component (GO): membrane; neuronal cell body; voltage-gated calcium channel complex
Molecular function (GO): high voltage-gated calcium channel activity; calcium ion binding
Source: RefSeq, a predicted model, not a curated record
ACUAUAUCUUGACUCUGAAGUAUUUUGAGUUCAGCAUCCUGUCUGUCAUCGCUAUGAGCAGUAUUGCCCUCGCUGCAGAGGACCCUGUCAAGCCGGACUCACCCCGAAACAAUGUGCUGCGUUAUUUUGACUACGUUUUCACAGGUGUCUUCACAUUUGAAAUGUUGAUCAAGAUGGUGGUGCUGGGCUUGUUUCUCCACCAGGGAUCUUACUUCCGUGACUUGUGGAACAUUCUGGACUUUAUAGUGGUUAGUGGUGCUCUGGUGGCCUUCGCCUUCACGGGGAGCAGCAAAGGGAAAGACAUCAGUACGAUCAAAUCUCUCCGUGUGUUGAGGGUCCUGCGUCCACUUAAGACCAUCAAACGUCUCCCCAAGUUAAAGGCAGUGUUUGACUGUGUGGUGAACUCUCUGAAGAACGUGUUGAACAUCUUGAUAGUCUACAUGCUCUUCAUGUUCAUCUUCGCUGUUGUGGCUGUGCAGCUCUUUAAAGGCCGCUUUUUCUACUGCACAGACGAAUCCAAAGAAUUUGAACGUGAUUGCAGAGGCGAGUUUUUAGUAUAUGAAAAAGAUGAGGUGAAAGCUGAGAAGCGGGAAUGGAAGAAGUACGAUUUUCACUACGACAACGUAGCUUGGGCCUUGCUCACCCUCUUCACGGUUUCCACUGGAGAGGGGUGGCCACAGGUGUUAAAGCACUCAGUGGACUCCACUUUUGAGGAUCAGGGCCCAAGCCCAGGUUACCGGAUGGAAAUGUCCAUCUUUUACGUGGUGUACUUCGUUGUCUUCCCUUUCUUCUUUGUAAACAUCUUUGUGGCUCUCAUCAUCAUCACCUUCCAGGAACAGGGGGAUAAGAUGAUGGAGGACUACAGCUUAGAAAAGAAUGAAAGAGCCUGCAUAGAUUUUGCCAUUAAUGCCAAGCCUCUGACUCGCCACAUGCCAAAGAACAAGCUUAGCUUCCAGUAUCGCAUGUGGCAUUUUGUCGUAUCUCCUCCCUUUGAGUACAGCAUCAUGGCUCUGAUUGCGCUUAACACUAUUGUCCUCAUGAUGAAGUUUCAAGGUGCAUCAACAGCGUAUGAUAAUGUCCUGAAAUACCUAAACAUUGUGUUCACCACUUUCUUCUUUAUGGAAUCAAUCCUGAAAAUCAUAGCUUUUGGCCCUCUGAAUUACUUCAGAGAUGCCUGGAAUGUUUUUGAUUUUGUCUCUGUCAUUGGAAGCAUUACUGACAUAUUAGUGACAGAAUUUUGGAAUAAUUUUAUCAACUUAAGCUUCCUGAGGCUGUUCAGAGCAGCUCGCCUCAUAAAGCUCCUGAGACAGGGAGAGACUAUCCGCAUCCUUCUAUGGACAUUUGUCCAGUCCUUCAAGGCUUUGCCAUAUGUGUGUCUGCUCAUUGCCAUGCUCUUCUUCAUCUACGCCAUCAUUGGCAUGCAGCUGUUUGGAAACAUAGACAUUAAUGACGAUAGUGAAAGUGCCAUCAAUGAGCAUAAUAACUUCAGAACCUUCAUUAUGGCCCUAAUGCUGCUGUUCAGGAGUGCUACGGGUGAAGCAUGGCAUGAUAUUAUGUUGUCCUGCCUUGGUGAGAAGAAAUGCGACCCGGACUCAGGAAACACAGGGAAGGAAUGUGGCAGCACCUUCGCCUACACCUACUUUGUCUCCUUUAUUUUCCUCUGCUCUUUCCUGAUGCUCAAUCUUUUUGUGGCUGUCAUCAUGGACAAUUUUGAGUACCUGACCAGAGACUCCUCUAUCCUGGGGCCGCAUCAUUUGGACGAGUACGUAAGGAUAUGGGCUGAGUACGACCCUGCUGCCUGCGGCCGGAUCAGUUACACAGACAUGUAUCAGAUGCUAAGACACAUGUGUCCGCCGCUAGGCCUCGGGAAGAGGUGUCCUGCCCGGGUCGCCUAUAAGAGGCUGCUUCGCAUGGAUCUGCCGGUUGCAGACGACAACACGGUGCAUUUUAACUCCACCCUCAUGGCUCUGAUCAGGACAGCACUGGACAUAAAGAUCGCCAAGGGUAGGGCCUAAAACAC